CGAGCGGCAGCUAGGGUUCCUAGCCGCCGCCGGCGGCCCUCCACCGCCGCCUGCCCAGCCGCUGGCGCCGCCUCCCCGUCGCGACCUCCUCCCUCCUCUACUGCUCGCCGGACCUCUCCGCCUCAAGAGCCCGCGAGGACCACCGGACCAGCAAGGGACGCCGUCCUCCACCUCCGCACGCCCUGCCGCCGGCGACGCCUCCCGCAGCCCCGACGCGAGCUCCUACCUCCACUCUGAAAGUAUGACUGAGAAGGCGGUGUGGGAUGAUGCCCAUCUCAAGAAACUCAUUGAAAUAUUGAGAGAAGAGGUUGAAAAGGGGAAUAGGCCAUUAGGUUAUUUAAACAAGAGGGGUUGGGAAAACGUUUUGGAGAAAUGGGAAGCUAGAACGGGAAAGAAGUAUCCCAAGGAUAAAUUCAAAAACAAGUGGGAUGCCAUAAAAAAUGAGUACACUUGGUUCAUGGAGUUGAAAAAUGAAGCAACUGGGCUUGGAUGGGAUGAUGCGAAGAGAACCGUUGAUUUCUCUAAAGAAUGGUGGGAUGAACAUAUCAAGAGAUGCCAAGAGAGUACAGGAAAGAAAUGCAAUCAUAUGAAGUUCAAAAAACAGGGACCAAAGCACCUUGAAGAUUUGCACAUCAUAUUUGACAAAGUACAUGUUACUGGGGCUAGUGCUUCUUGUGCUGGAGAUAUAUCUUCUGAUGAAUCAAGUGAUGAUAAUGCGGUUCCUUUCGAGAAGCCCGAUGGUCGUGCUGAAAUGAAGUUGGCAUCUUCGAAGAAACCAAAACCAAGCAAGAAGCGCAAGCAACCUUCUAACGCAAAUGAGGAGAAGGAAGAAAAGAGUCCAUUCUUACGAUUGUACAAGCAGACAUGCGAGAAAAUAGAAAGUGGAGUGGAGAAGAUAACUUCAAGUGUUGAAGCAUCAUCCGCUCCUCUCACAAACCAUGUUCCCACCAUUUCAGAAGUAAUGAAGAUGGUCAAAGAAUGUGGUGUGAAGGAAAAAACUGCUCUCAUGCACACAACCCUCACUCUUAUAGUGAAGCCCGAGUUUAGGGAAAUCUUCAAUGUUCUUGAAACAAAAGAAGGGAGGUUUGAUUUUUUUGAGAGGGAGCAUGAGAAGGAGAUGUUGAAGCACGUGUAGUGAAUCAUAUUUGUUUAUGUUAUAGACCUAUAUUUGCUUUCAUUGUGGACCAAAUUUGGUUAUUUGUGGACCAUAUUUGCUUUCGUUGUGGAUGUAAUUGCUUUUGUCGUGGACCAUAUUUGCUUAUGUUGGUUUACCAUAUUUAUGUUGUGACAAAUAUUUACUCCUGUUGUUUACCAUAUUUAUGUUGUGAGAAAUA
Molecule: messenger RNA, 1334 nt
Organism: Aegilops tauschii subsp. strangulata
Lineage: Eukaryota; Viridiplantae; Streptophyta; Magnoliopsida; Poales; Poaceae
Source: RefSeq, a predicted model, not a curated record